GAACAACUUCUAUAGUGUACUAUAUGCAAAUUUUAUUUGUUAAGAAAAAAAGAAAAAUAUGCGAAGAGCUGUAAUGAUUCCUCUAGAAAAACUGGUAUUUGCGUGAGAAAAAGUGAAAGUAUAUUUUCUAUGAAUUUGUUGCAACAUUUAAUGCUCAGUCUAACAUAAAAGAAAUAAGAGUCCGAUUAUAUUUUCAUUCGAAAACCGUGAAGUUAAACUUAUAAAUUUUUUCUGCUUGUUUUUUCGCUGAAAUUAAAGCAGACACAAAAGAGUUAUCGUUGGCGUCUGGAAUUUUUUGCUUGCCUGCCAACGGGGUAGAAAACAGAAAAAACUGUAUGCAUAGUCUGAUGUGUGCUUGUAUUUGUGUUAGAAGGAAAUGUGAAAACGUUUAUAAAAAAUGCUAUUUUUUAAAGUUUUUUAAUUGCUUAUUACAGUUCGAUAAAUGAAGUGUUUUCCCUUGAUUAAUAAUUUUUGUGAAAUAUUUUGCUACCUAUUCAUUGAAUUAAAGGCAAAUAAUACAUAACUUUACGAAACACACAUACGGACACAUAUAUACGUAAAAUUGGGUUGGUGUGGUGGUGGAGAAGGCUAAUAACCAAAUAUCCACAACAGCAGUAACAUGACAGACAAUUAUGAUGAUAAUGGAGACUAUCCCAACUAUACUGAAGACGAUGAUUAUGGUAAACAACGAAAGACUGGUGUGGGCCCUGGUGGUUCAAAUUCUCAAUUAGUUUCCUCUCAUAACGGUGACAACAGUGCUAAUCACGGUUUAAACGUCAAUAUGGCAACAAGUGAUAAUAACCACUUAAACGAGAAAGCAAAUGAGUAUAUCAGAGAUUGCUUGAGUGAAAAGGCGCGUAUGGAAAGAAAAUUUCCAAUAGCUGAAAAAUUAUUGGACAGUGAAAUUGAAAAAGUUCAAACUACGGGACGUAUACCCUCACGGGAACAAAAAUAUGCUGACAUUUAUCGAGAAAAACCAUUGCGAGUUUCACAAAAGGUUUUGGUUCCCAUUAGAGAACAUCCCAAAUUCAAUUUUGUAGGCAAACUUUUGGGACCCAAGGGUAAUUCACUGCGUCGCUUGCAAGAGGAAACACUCUGCAAAAUGACUGUUCUGGGACGCAACUCUAUGCGCGAUCGUGUUAAGGAGGAGGAAUUACGCAAUUCUAAAGAUCCAAAAUAUGCACACCUUAAUAGCGAUCUACAUGUAGAAAUCUCUACAGUAGCACCCCCUGCUGAGGCCUACGCCCGCAUUGCAUAUGCUAUGGCAGAACUACGAAAAUAUCUUAUACCUGACAGUAACGAUGUUAUAAGACAGGAACAAUUACGUGAACUAAUGGAUAACGCUCAUAUCUCCGAUGAGACGAAAUCAACAACACCCUACAAGAAAUUACCAACACAUCAUGCGGGUGUAGGCAACGUUAGCCUAGCUACAGCAUCCGGCAGCGGUGGUAUGACGGCCACAUCAACCGCUGGAGCUCAAGUUAAAAAUAUGUCAUUGUCAACAGCCUCUUACAGAAGUAAUGCACAGCAGCAACAACAGGCUAAUAAUACAUUUAAUAAAAAUAAUGUGGCACCCAAACAAAAAGUUAUGUCUAUUUUGGAAAAAGCUCGUUCAGCCAUGGAGGAAACGUACGGGCGUGGUUUUGAGACGGACAGUGUGACAUAUGAUCAGAGCCACACUUAUGACUCUUAUAAUUACGUGUCAGCAGCUGGAGCUGCUGCUGGUCCCCCAACGGUACAUAACCACAACAUACCACCACAUACAACUCAAGCUCCAACUGGUAUUGGUACGGGUGCUUUAAAUAGUAGAACACCAUACGAGAAUACUGAUUAUUCUGAAUUGGACUAUAAUAGAAGAGAUUAUUACCAACAUUCUCCCAGUUACGGAACAAGUGGCAUACAAUCGAAUCAAAAUAAUGCAUUAAAUCCCAAUCGCGGUCAUGUUAACAGGUGAAAUUUAUUUGCAACUACAUCAACAACACAUCAAAAUAAUGCUAAUAAUCAAGUUUUAACCAAUAAUUUUAACAAUAAUAAUGGAACCCAACAGCAGCAAA
Molecule: messenger RNA, 2054 nt
Organism: Glossina fuscipes
Lineage: Eukaryota; Metazoa; Arthropoda; Insecta; Diptera; Glossinidae
Gene: qkr54B
Product: KH domain-containing, RNA-binding, signal transduction-associated protein 2
Exons: 5
Coding region: 620-1954 (444 amino acids)
Biological process (GO): regulation of alternative mRNA splicing, via spliceosome
Cellular component (GO): nucleus
Molecular function (GO): mRNA binding
Source: RefSeq, a predicted model, not a curated record